GAAGGAGAAGCCCGUCUCGGCUCCUGGGAAGUUCUCUCUCUCUCUCUCUCUACGAACUUUCCCUUCUCUCUCUAACCGCAAAUAAGAAGAGCGUCUCCGUGUGUUUUUUAGUAGGAAGAACAUCUUCCUCUCCGCCAUUACCAAGGGUUUAACUCUCUAUCUCUCUCUCUCUCUAGAAUAUGAAUAUCGUCUAGUGAGAAUACCUUUCUCUUCUCUCUCCCUGUAUUGCUCGAUCGUUGUGGUUUUCAAUAGUUUAUGGUAGCGGAGUCAGAUUCCAUGUCUGUGAAAAUUUGAAUGUCAGAGUUAUUAUAGGCGGAAUUUUCCUUCUGGUCUGAAACCCCAUUAAUAUGGUCUGGGAAGUGUGGCUAUGGCUAAUUUGCUUCUUCAUAUCCAUAUCUCUUCUCGGUGUGUUGGUGUAUCAGCUUAUUUGCUUAUCGGAUUUGGAAUAUGACUAUAUCAACCCAUACGAUUCUUCAUCUCGUAUAAAUGCAAUAAUCAUGCCAGAGUUUGUGACUCAAGGGGUGCUAUCUGCACUUUUUCUUUUAACAUGGCAUUGGUUUAUGUUUUUGUUAAUGGCACCGGUGACUUACUAUCAUAUAAAAUUGUAUUUGGCGAGGAGGCACUUGGUUGAUGUGACAGAGAUCUUUAGAUUGCUGAAUGGUGAGAAGAAGUAUCGAAUGGUGAAGCUUGCUUUUUAUCUUACUCUCUUUUUUGUUGUCAUGUUCAGGUUGGUGGGAGCAGCUGUUACUGCAAUUCUCGAUGAGGAUGAUGGUUUACAAUCUGAACUAUUUAAAUGAUGGCUGUUCCUGAUCAAAUGGCUCUUGCUUCAGGUUAAAAUAAUAUUCCUGAUGCAACAUUUCGCUCCUACAAAUCUUUUUAAACCGGUGCUUUUUAUAGAGUUCCUUUAGACACCGAAACAGUAUUCCUAUUUUUCUUUCAUUCUCUUUCUGCAUGUGUGAUAGAGAGAGUAUUCAGAGUUGGCUUCUGUGCAAGAGAGUACACUCUUGUGGUUAGGAUAGAGAGGGAUAGAGAGUUGAUAUUCUUGGUUGGCUUGUAUAAGAGACGAGUAAAUUCUUGGUUGGCUUACACUUUAUGUUGCUGCAAAUGAAAAUGAAUCUUCAUUACUUUUCAAAAUGCAUAUCAGCAUUGUAGGAUUUUCACAAAGAUUAAAAACAUGCACAAAUGUCUUCCUUUCUUCACAACAUCCACCCCCUCCUUUCUCUCUCCACUUAUUCAUCCAUCCCCAAUUCUCUCUGUGAGUGCAUGUUUAGCUUUUUGGAGGAUCAUUUCCUGAGGCCCAUAUGGCUUUCUGGAGACUCAAAUCUUGGAAAUGAUUUGUUUUUCGUCGGUGAAUCUUCUGGGAGAUAUGUUUUUUGGAGAACAGGUAAAGGAAUAAUAUUUGGAUGCAACUUUGGAUUUGUAUUUUUGCUGUUCGAGUGAUCUGUAAGAUAUAUUGCCUGAAAUUUCAUUCUAUUCAAGACAUGAGCUUUGUAAUUUCAUUCUAUUAUGUAAAACUUGCAAAAUUUAGUUGCACGAAAUCAAAAGCCAAUACUAGCAAA
Molecule: messenger RNA, 1559 nt
Organism: Amborella trichopoda
Lineage: Eukaryota; Viridiplantae; Streptophyta; Magnoliopsida; Amborellales; Amborellaceae
Product: protein cornichon homolog 2
Biological process (GO): vesicle-mediated transport
Source: RefSeq, a predicted model, not a curated record